Mucor velutinosus is the source of this 1206-nucleotide messenger RNA. RefSeq lists its product as uncharacterized. The record is from RefSeq and is a predicted model, not a curated record. Lineage: Eukaryota; Fungi; Mucoromycota; Mucoromycetes; Mucorales; Mucoraceae. The transcript is spliced from 2 exons. Bases 1 to 1206 code for a protein of 401 amino acids.
AUGUCUUCUAUCAAAAUCACUGGGGAGGAUAAUCAAGUACUUGAGCCCGUAAAUCAAACGCUAUGCGAAAUCUGCCAAAAGCAAUUCUCAAAUUAUGUAUGCCCUCGUUGUAACUUACGCUACUGCUCACUAGCUUGUUACAAAGACCUCCAGCACGCAGAUUGUACAGAAUCAUUUUACAAAGAUAGUGUCACUGCUGAAAUACAGAACCGAGAACUCGACAAGGAUAGUAAAAACAAAAUGUUGGAAAUGUUAAAACGACUCGAGGAAGAAAACGAUCCCAACAACCUACUAGACAGCGAUGAUGAAGACGAUGAGCAACACAGUGAGCUGAUGCAGCGAUUUGCAAACAUAGACAUUGAGAACACAGACCCUGAUUUGAUUUGGGAUCUGUUGUCGGAUAAAGAGAGAUUGGAGUUUGAGCAAGUGCUAAAAUCAGGCGAUUGGAACAAAUUAGACAUACCCACUUAUCAGCCAUGGUGGAAGCAGCGUGUAUCACUGAUACAGGAAAAUCAACAAGACCAACAAGACGACAGACCUAUUAUGCCAAAGACAGUGCCUGACUUCACCAAAAUGACAAAGCCUGCUACUCGAUCCAGCCCUCAUUUAGCAUGGAAUCUGCUUCAUUUACUAGGCACCUACAGCUAUCUGAUGCGCCAUUCGCUGGGAGAUUUGUUGGAGGAUCCAGAGGACACGGUUAAAGUAUGCGAGGAGCUAUCGGUGAAUGUCUUGUACUCCAAGGCUGCUGAUUGUCCAUUUCAGAAUGUGGGCGAUGUCGUAGAGGAUUUGACUGAGCGCAUCAUCGAACGAGAAAACACAACUGCCUCAUCGAAACGAGAGUUCAGCACCCAAAGGAGAUACGACUUGCGAUUACUACUGUUACAAGACUUGGAGUCUCUGAUAAACGACUGCAUUCGAGCCAUGUAUGAUUUUUGGCAGGCUAUCCAUCAAACAGCUACUGCAAAGAAAAAGAACAAGAAGGGUUUACUGCUGGCAGCACGCAAGCUGUAUUUCUACCUGGCAGCGGCUGCAUAUCUGGAGCACGACAGACUUCAAGUGAUACGCAUGGCGAUACAAAGCGAGACAACACGAGUGCAAACAGAAAAAGAAGAGUUUUCGAGAGAUUUUGAAGCAGCACAAGAUGCCAUCAAGAAGCAUCAACAGCAAAAGCAAGAAACAGACAAGAUCAAAAUUCAAGAAUUGUAA